Carlito syrichta (Philippine tarsier) is the source of this 2506-nucleotide messenger RNA. RefSeq names its product DEP domain containing 1 (gene DEPDC1). The coding region runs from base 203 to 2383 and encodes 726 amino acids. The record is from RefSeq and is a predicted model, not a curated record. NCBI's taxonomy places the organism in Eukaryota, Metazoa, Chordata, Mammalia, Primates, Tarsiidae. Gene Ontology annotation, cellular component: nucleus; transcription repressor complex. The transcript has 11 exons.
CAGUGGAAUGAAGUCACCACAUCUUUUCGAGCAGGAAUGCCUCUAAGAAAACACAGACAACACUUUAAAAAAUAUGGCAAUUGUUUCACAGCGGGAGAAGCAGUGGAUUGGCUUUAUGGCCUGUUAAGAAGUAAUAGCAAUUUUGGUCCUGAAGUUACAAGGCAACAGACUAUCCAGCUGUUGAGAAAGUUUCUUAAGAAUCAUGUCAUUGAAGAUAUCAAAGGCAGAUGGGGAUCAGAACCUUGAUGACAACAAUCAGCUUUUCAGAUUUCCUGCAACUUCUCCACUUAAAGCUCUUCCACGAAGGCAUCCAGAAUUGAGAAGAAAUAGCACAGAGAACUUCUCUAAAGAUAAAGAUAGUGUUUUUAAAUUACGAAACUUGUCUCGUAGAACUCCUAAAAAGCAUGGAUUGCAUUUCUCUCAGGAAAAUGCUGAGAAAAUAAAGCAUGAAAUAAUCAAAGAUCAAGAAAAAUCAAUUGAUAAUAGAGAAAUAAGCCAGGAAGAUAUUGAAGAAGUUUGGAGAUAUGUUAUUCUGGUCUACCUGCAAACUAUUUUAGGCGUGCCAUCACUAGAAGUCAUAGAUCCAAAACAAGUAAUUCCUCAGUAUAUAAUGUACAACAUGGCCAAUACAAGUAAACACGGAGUAGUCAUACUGCAAGACAAAUCAGAUGACCUACCUCACUGGGUAUUAUCUGCCAUGAAGUGCCUAGCAAAUUGGCCAAGAAGUAAUGAUAUGAGUAAUCCAACUUAUGUUGGGUUUGAACGAGAUGUAUUCAGAACAAUUGCAGAUUACUUUCUGGAUCUCCCUGAGCCUCUACUUACCUUUGAAUAUUAUGAAUUAUUUGUGAACAUUUUGGUUGUUUGUGGCUACAUCACAGUUUCAGAUAGACCCAGUGGGAUACAUAAAAUUCAAGAUGAUCCACAGUCUUCAGAAAUCCUUCACUUAAACAAUUUGAAUUCCUUCAAAUCAACUGAAUGUCUUCUUCUGAGUCUGCUUCAUAAAGACAAAAGCAAAGAAGAAUCAGAUUCUACUGAGAGACUACAGAUAAGUGAUCGAGGAUUUAACGAAAGACGUGCUAAGAAAACUCAGCUAACUAAUUUAAGAAACAGAAGAGAAAGUGCUAAUGACAUAAUGGGAGGAAGUUGUCAUAAUUUAAUUGGCUUAAAUAGCAUGCAUGUUUUAUCCUCUAACAUCAAACCAAGGUGCUAUUCUUUGGAAGGAAUUGUAGAUGUGCCAGGGAAUUCAAGCAAAGAGGGAUCCUGUGUCUUCCGUCAAUCUGUUCGGAACUUAGAAGGACAAAAUAAUAAACAGUUUUUAGAGACUGAGCCCAAACAGCAAUUCCUAUUGAAUCUUCAUUCAGAGGAGAGUAUUCAAAAGCCACUCAGUGUUGGUUUUAAAAGAACCUCUAUUUUGACUGUCCAAGACCAAGAGGCGUUAUGUAAUGGGAAAUGCAAGUCAAAACAGCUUCGUAGGUCUCAGAGUUUGCUUUUAAGAAGUAGUACAAGGAGGAAUAGCUGUGUCAAUACACCAGUGGCUGAAAUUAUUAUGAAACCAAACCUUGGACAAGGCAGCACAAGUGUGCACACAGCUAUGACAAGUGAACUUGGAAAGUCUAGUAUCACAAUCAAUCAAAGACUCUGCAAAAGCACGAUAGAACUUUCAGAAAAUUCUUUACCUCCAGCUUCUAUGUUGACUGGCACACAAAGUUUGCUGCAACCUCACUUAGAGAGGGUUGCCAUCGAUGCACUACAGUUAUGUUGUUUGUUACUUCCCCCACCAAAUCGUAGAAAGCUUCAACUUUUAAUGCGUAUGAUUUCCCGAGUGACUCAAAAUGUUGAUAUGCCCAAACUUCAUGAUGCAAUGGGUACAAGAUCACUGAUGAUACACACUUUUUCUCGGUGUGUGCUAUGCUGUGCUGAAGAAGUGGAUCUUGAUGAGCUUCUUGCUGCAAGAUUAGUUUCUUUCUUAAUGGAUCAUCAACAGGAAAUCCUUCAAGUACCCACUUACUUACAGAGUGCAGUGGAAAAACACCUUGACUACUUAAAAAAGGGACAUAUUGAAAAUUCUGGAGAUGGACUAGUUGCUCCUUUGCCAACUUAUUCAUACUGUAAGCAGAUUAGUACUCAGGAGUUUGAUGAACAAAAAGUUUCUACCUCUCAAGCUGCAAUUACAGAACUUUUAGAGAAUAUUAUUAAAAACAAGAGUUUGCCUCUAAAGGAGAAGAGGAAAAAACUAAAACAGUUUCAGAAGGAAUAUCCCUUGAUAUAUCAGAAAAGAUUUCCAACCACGGAGAGUGAAGCAGCAAUUUUUGGGGACAAACCUGCAAUCAAGCAACCAGUGCUGAUCUUAAGAAAACCAAAGUUUCGUAGUCUAAGAUACUAACAAUUAAAAAGUAUGUAAUACUUGUGGAACUUUGACAAAUGAAACCAUGUCUGAGAAUCUAGCUACUCAAAAGGAAGUCUGCCGUUAAUAAGGUUCUUCCUAAAUAAAAACCUUAUGUCAGGA